UGGAGCUUGAUUCACAAAAAACUUUACGCACUUUUUUCUACGGAGCUCGGAUGUAAAGCCCAGGACGUUACUCCACAAAUCACACUCCGGGGCUCGAUGGAGUCGCUUCAAUCAGCUGUGCAUCAUUUCUUGUUAUGAUAAACAAGUAAUGAACGACAGAAACACAUCGCUAAACAAUGGAGGGAAUGCUGCAUAAAUGGACGAACUAUAUUAGCGGCUGGCAACCACGUUGGUUCGUGCUUGAUGGAGGAACUUUGUCCUACUACGACUCUCAAGAAGAUGCGUGGAAAGGUUGCAAGGGCAGCAUUAAAAUUUCCGUUUGUGAAAUCCAAGUUAAUUCCUCUGACUCUACUCGAGUGGACCUGACCAUACCAGGGGAGCAGUACUUUUACCUCAGAGCCAUCAAUGCAGCUGAGAGGCAGAAAUGGCUGGUGGCCCUGGGGUCGGCCAAAGCCUGCCUUACAGACAACCGGACAAGAAGAGAAAAGGAGCUCCAGGAGAACACAGAGGCAUUGAAAACCAAGAUGUCCGAACUCCGAUUGUACUGUGACCUUCUUCUCCAACAAGUACACAAGAUCAAGGAGAGUGAUGAGCUGGGAGACACCACGGAGACAGGAAUAGACACUGGAAACAUUGUGAAGUCCACAUGCACCACUUUCCUCAAGACUCUAGAGGAAUGCAUGCAGAUAGCAAACCAUACUUUUAGUACAGAUAUGGCAUCGCAGAGUCCACCGGGAUCUCCUCCUGUAGCCGCUGUCAAACCUCAGAAGAUUAAACCUGUCAAUCAUUUAAAACAGAACCUUGAAGAAAAAUGGAGAGAUUUGGCUGAAACUUCAGGAGAAGUAAUUGCACAUGACAACCAGAGCCUCGACUCUGGGGCAGAAGGACCAGAUGAGCCAGACAGACCUGAACAGCAUCAUUUCCCAUCAGAUAUCGGUGCCACAGACGACAGUGGGUCAGUCCAAGAGGAGGGACUCGAUCCCACUAUACACACUACCCAGACUACCUCUGAGACUGAACACUACGAACAACCAGCAGAGAGGGCUGAGGGAAAUGAAGCAGAUGAUCAAAAGGGGACCAAACAAGAGCAGCCGCACGAAGGGGACCAAAGUCAAGAAGAGCAUGACAACAGCAAGAAGGAAGUGAACGCCGUCGAGCCGCAGCACCAACAGGAAGCUGUUCCAGACCAAGAGGAGGCUCAACGUGAGGGCGACACUUCCAGAGUUCCACCAGAGCCGGAAGACACCGAGCAGGUGGAAACUUUCUUCAGCACAAUGAGUCACAGAUUUAGUGAUAUAAGACUGGACGACGACAAUGGUAUCCCUACACAAGAGUUUUUGGACUCAUGCUAUGCAAUAGUACCUGUAUUAGACAAACUGGGGUCCACAGUGUUUGCCCCAGUUAAAAUGGACUUUGUUGGAAAUAUCAAGAAAAUUCAUCAGAAGCUGAUGUCAGACCCCAACGGCUACCCCACGCUGCAGUCCAUCGUGCUCUACGAAGUCCAGACAGAUGUUGCCCGGGUGCGGAACUCUGCCACCGAGGCGCUGCUGUGGCUCGGACGGGGCCUGAAGUUCCUCAAGGAGUUCCUGUCUGAACUCCACGCAGGAGAACAAAACAUCCAGGGAGCACUGAACAAUGCCUAUGGAAAGACCCUCCGUCAGUACCACGGAUGGGUUGUGCGGGGUGUUUUUGCUUUGGCGCUGAGGGCCGCGCCGUCUUAUCAAGGCUUCGCCGCCGCCUUGGUGUCGAGGCAGGGCGACGAGCUGAAGGGCGGCUUCGCCAGCGGCGUGCACAGGGACCUGGGAGUGUAUCUGCCCGCCAUGGGGGAGCAGCUGGCCAUUCUAGACGCCCUGUAUCAAGAAUACAACCUGGAGUCGGACGAAGUGGUGUGACACUUGAAGGAAGGACAGAACCUGACUGCUGAAGGAUGGCGCCAGAUGCAUCGAGUGCAUCUCGUGUACCGAACAGUGUGAGCAUGUCUCGUGCCAGUGUGAGGUGUUUCCAGAGGUUGUAAAUCUCCGCAACAGUACGUCCACUGUUGUCUGGGUGUGAGGACGGCAUUAAUGUCCGUGUGUCUUGUUUAAGAGACUCCGACCGUGAUGAAUAACGGGGCCAUUUGUUCCUGGUGCACGUUGUGUAUUAUGACAUUUUAUGUACGAGGACUUAACUACGAGGUAUUUUGCUCUAUUAACUGCCCUGGAAGAUCAUUUGGAGUUUCCCUUCCCACUUAUGAGAAGGCAGAGACAUUAUUUAACCCCAGAUGUCCAUUUUCCGUGGAGUGGGUGUUUUUACUAACUAACAAUAAGCAAUUGUUUGACAAUUGUUCCAAUGCCCAAUAUUCACUCACUGGCCACUUUAUUAGGUAAACCUGUUCAAUUGCUUGCUAACACCACUUGGUAAUCAGCCAAUCAUAUGGCCGCAACUUAACGCAUUUAGACAAGUAAAUCAUUCAUUCAAACCGAGCAUCAGAAAGAAAAAAGAAAGGGGAUUUAAGUGACCUUGAACGUGACGUGGUUGUUGGUGUCGGACGGCCUAGUCUGACUGUGUCAAAAACCUGCUCAUCUACUGGGAUUUUUACGCACAACCAUCGCUAAGGUUUAAAGAAAAUAGCCAGAAAAAAUAUGCAGUGAGCAGAGACGAAAAUGUCUUUUGAUGUGAGAGGUCAGAAGAGAAUGAUAGAAAGGCGACAGUAACUCAAAUAACCUCUCAUUAAAACCAAGGAAUGAAGAACACCAUCUCUGAACGCACAACAGGUGAGACCUUGGAGAAGUUCAGCUACAGCAGCACAAGGUGACACUCCUGUCAGCUAACAACGGGAAACUGAGAGGACAAUUCACACAGGCUCACCAAAACUGGACAAUAGAAGAUUGGAAAAACGUUUCCUGAUCUGACGAGUCUUGAUUUCAGCUGCAACUUUCAGAUGUUCGGCUUAAGCUCCAUGAAAGCAUGGAUCCAUCCUGCCUUGUAUCAAUGGUUCAGGCUGCUGGUGGUGUAAUAGUGUGGUGGCUAUUUUCUUCACCAAUUGAGCAUGGUUUAAAUGCUGCUGCCUACCAGAGUAUUGUUGCUGACCACGUCCAUCUCUUUAUGAGCACAGUGUACCAUCUUCUGAUGCACCAUGAGACAAAGCUCAGCUUUUCCUGAACAUGACAAUGAGUCCACUGCACUCCAAUGGCCUCCAGUCACCGCAUCUCGAUCCAAUAGAGCACCUUUGGGAUGUGGUGGAACGGGAGGUUAGCAUCACGGGAGGUUAGCAUCACAUUUCAUGUUAAAGUGGACCAAAAUCUCUGAGGAGUGUUCCCAAAGCUUUGUUGAAAGUCUGCCACUAAGGAUUAAGGCAGCAGUACUGAAGGCAAAAGGCGGUCCGACCUUUUACUAGCAAGGUGGACCUAAUGAAGAGGCCAGUGGGUGUAUAUGCCUUAAGGAUGUGAUGGGAUUGCAAACGUGGAUAAUUUUAUAUAUAUUAAAAAGUAACGGUAAAAAGGUUUGCACUGAAAUUAGGGCAUUAUGAUCAAAUGGAUUUUUUUGUUUCCCAAAAUGUUAAUGUAACCCCUGCAGGUUGUUUGAGCCUUUGCUCUAGAGACUUUCCGUGGGACCAAUUGAUGAUGGGAGUGGCUUUAGCCUUUGAGGAGCACGACACACAAGAAUGAAAUGACACAGUCUAGCCUUUGAAAUACCGACAACUGUUGAUUACUUUUGUGGACAUCCUCUGCACAAAGCUAUGCACAGACUGCCUUUUCACAAUGUCUAUGUAUUACGUCCUGAGUUGUAAAUAUCACAUUGAUAUUAUGGGGUUCAUUGCAUACCAGCUCUUGUGUGGACAUCUGUAUCCAUAGAGCAUGUUUAUUGAUUGCAUGGUUAACUAACCAAACUAACAUUUGGUUAACAUUGGUGCCAAUGUAAACUGUUUAUAGGCCAAGGAUGUGAAUCAACCAAGUCAUUGAAUAACCCUAAAGGGGGAUGGAUUGAAAAGUCCAAAGACAUUCGCCUUCGACUGUACCGAAGAGUAACAUUCAGCUGGUCUAAUCUACACAUUUCUUCCAUCAUGCUCUGGUCUACAUAUAGCCACGUUAAAGUUUGUCCAUUGUGUCAAUGACGAAGCAGAAAGAAAUACAUUGUUUUUGUAAAUUGAUUAUUACUUUCCUUUUUUGUGUGUUCAGGAAUGCACAGAGUAAUAAUUGUUGAAGUAAAGCUUGUGCAGUAGAUGAAGGAUCGGCUGACUUCUUGUUGCAAAUGAAUCCUAGUUUUAUUCCAUUGUAAUACUGCCAACAUAUGAUUUUGUUUUCUAUGACCCUAUAUAAGAUCCUAUUUGAUUUUUACAUAAUAAAUCAUUAAGUUGUCUUAGUGUG
Molecule: messenger RNA, 4346 nt
Organism: Pungitius pungitius (ninespine stickleback)
Lineage: Eukaryota; Metazoa; Chordata; Actinopteri; Perciformes; Gasterosteidae
Gene: plekha8
Product: pleckstrin homology domain containing, family A (phosphoinositide binding specific) member 8
Exons: 13
Coding region: 177-1892 (571 amino acids)
Biological process (GO): intermembrane lipid transfer; ER to Golgi ceramide transport
Cellular component (GO): cytoplasm
Molecular function (GO): lipid transfer activity
Source: RefSeq, a predicted model, not a curated record